Molecule: messenger RNA, 2853 nt
Organism: Hypanus sabinus (Atlantic stingray)
Lineage: Eukaryota; Metazoa; Chordata; Chondrichthyes; Myliobatiformes; Dasyatidae
Gene: aco2
Product: aconitase 2, mitochondrial
Exons: 18
Coding region: 54-2399 (781 amino acids)
Biological process (GO): tricarboxylic acid cycle
Cellular component (GO): mitochondrion; cytosol
Molecular function (GO): aconitate hydratase activity; 4 iron, 4 sulfur cluster binding
Source: RefSeq, a predicted model, not a curated record
UAAAGACGUCUCUGUGACGUCAUAUCCAUGCGGCAUCUUUGUCAGUGAACAAAAUGGCGACGUACAUCCUGACCGCUGGCAGGCUACAGCAAGCCCUGAACCAUGGGGUCCGGAGGUAUCACCUCUCCGCCGUGUGUCGGCGAGCCAAAAUAGCCAUGAGUCGCUUCGAGCCCAACGAGUACGUCAAUUAUGAGUUGCUGCGGAAAAAUGUUGACAUCGUUCACAAAAGGUUGGACAAGCCCUUGACACUUUCAGAGAAGAUUGUUUAUGGUCACCUUGAGGAUCCUGUUAACCAAGCGAUAGGCCGCGGGAAAACCUACCUGCGCCUCCGUCCUGAUCGGGUGGCGAUGCAAGAUGCCACUGCCCAGAUGGCCAUGCUUCAGUUUAUCAGCAGUGGGUUGCCCCAGGUAGCAGUGCCAUCUACAAUCCACUGUGACCACUUAAUUGAGGCUCAAGUCGGCGGAGAAAAGGAUCUGGCAAGAGCCAAGGAUCUGAAUGAAGAAGUUUAUAAUUUCUUGGCAACGGCAGCUGCGAAGUAUGGGGUCGGCUUUUGGAAACCUGGUUCUGGCAUCAUCCAUCAGAUCAUUUUGGAGAACUAUGCUUAUCCUGGUGUGCUGCUGAUUGGAACGGACUCCCAUACUCCAAAUGGUGGUGGUCUGGGUGGCAUCUGUAUAGGAGUUGGAGGAGCAGAUGCAGUCGAUGUGAUGGCUGGAAUUCCAUGGGAACUAAAGUGUCCAAAGGUUAUCGGAGUGAAGCUCACAGGACAGUUGUCAGGUUGGACGUCACCCAAGGAUGUUAUCUUGAAAGUGGCAGGCAUUCUGACGGUUAAAGGGGGCACUGGCGCAAUAGUGGAAUACCAUGGGCCAGGUGUGGAGUCCAUAUCAUGCACAGGCAUGGCUACAAUCUGCAACAUGGGCGCCGAGAUUGGAGCAACCACUUCAGUUUUCCCAUACAACCAUAGGAUGAAGAAAUACAUGGAAAAGACUGGCAGAGCAGAGAUUGCUGCCAUUGCUGAUGAAUUCCAGGACCUGCUAGUUCCUGAUGAGGGCUGUCAGUAUGAUCAACUCAUUGAAAUUAACCUGAAUGAGCUUAAACCACAUAUUAAUGGUCCGUUCACCCCUGACCUUGCACACCCAGUGUCAGAGAUUGGAGCAGCCGCUGAGAAAAAUGGUUGGCCUCUUGAUAUUCGAGUAGGCCUGAUCGGCAGCUGCACCAACAGCAGUUACGAGGAUAUGGGCCGGUCAGCUGCUGUGGCUCAACAGGCGAUCGACCACGGGCUGAAAUGCCAGUCCCAGUUUACUGUAACACCAGGCUCCGAGCAGAUUCGUGCGACCAUCGAGAGGGACGGAUACGCUCAAGUUCUGAGGGAUGUCGGUGGGAUUGUUCUCGCUAAUGCAUGUGGGCCCUGCAUUGGACAGUGGGACAGGCGGGAUGUUAAGAAAGGUGAGAAGAACACAAUUGUGACCUCCUACAACAGGAACUUCACUGGGCGCAAUGAUGCCAACCCUGCUACCCAUGCCUUUGUCACAUCACCUGAGAUCGUUACAGCCCUAUCCAUUGCUGGCACCUUGAAAUUUGACCCAGAGCGUGACUCCCUGGUUGGAGCUGACGGGAAGGAGUUUAAAUUGAAGGCACCGAACGCCGAUGAGCUGCCCACCAAGGACUUUGAUCCAGGCCAGGAUACGUAUCAGCACCCACCAAAAGACCUCAAGGGCAUUGAAGUGAACGUCAGCCCGAAGAGCCAGCGGCUGCAGCUGUUGACACCAUUUGAUCAGUGGAACAAGAAAGACUUGGUGGACAUGCGCAUAUUGAUUAAGGUGAAAGGGAAAUGCACCACUGAUCACAUAUCUGCUGCUGGGCCUUGGCUGAAGUUCCGUGGCCACCUCGAUAAUAUUUCCAAUAACCUGCUAAUCGGAGCGAUUAACAUCGAGAAUAACAAAGCAAAUGAGGUUAAAAACCACCUCAACAACAAAUACGGACCCGUGCCUGACACAGCACGUGCUUACAAGGAACAAGGUAUUAACUGGGUGGUGAUUGGUGAUGAGAAUUACGGUGAGGGUUCCAGCCGUGAGCACGCAGCCCUCGAACCUCGGCACCUGGGAGGUCGCGCCAUCAUCGUCAAAAGCUUUGCUCGAAUCCACGAAACCAAUCUGAAGAAACAAGGUCUGCUGCCCCUGACCUUCUCCAAUCCCAGCGAUUAUGACAAGGUGCAACCAGAUGAUAAAGUCUCUAUCAUUGGGCUGAAUGAAUUUGCACCUGGAAAGCCUCUCACUUGCACCCUUAAGCACAAGGAUGGCAGCCAGGAUACGAUUCUGCUCAACCACAGCUUCAACGAGGGACAGAUUGAAUGGUUCCAAGCCGGCAGUGCUCUCAACAGAAUGAAGCAACUGCAAAAAUGAGGCGACCGGCCGCAGCGAGGGAAACAGACUGUGUCCAGCACAAUUGUACGAAUGGAGCCCUCCUGCUGCCUCACCUCGUCCUCCGAUAACCGUUACUGUGACGUCCAGUAGUGUGCCCACUCCCUUCCGACAAUCAACAUUUGGCCUGCGCUUGCAAUUCGAUUUAAAAAAUAUAUAAUCUGUUCAUUGUCUCCUACCUCGGCGUGGUGAAUGGAGCCCAAUCUCCGUCGGCCUGUUGGAAGAAAUGUAUUUUUUAUUUCUGUAAAUUUUGUUUUGUUAUCCCCGCCACCCAGUGGAACCAAACCAACCGGAUUUGGUUUAUUUCGGUCUGUGACAUUUCCGUGAUGAUUCAUUUCAAUCUGAUCUGACAAGGUGCCACGAAUGAAGUCAUCUGGUUUUUUUGGGGAAAAUAGCAAGAACAAUGUCCCAAUAAAAUCCAAAAGCUGAAACCUUU